AUGUCUUGGUCUGCUGAUCCUCAGGCAUUAGAUCAAUUACGACAAAUUUUUAAAGCAACCUUAUCAAGUAAUAACCAAGAACGAAAUCUUGCCAAUGAUGCAUUACGUCAAGCUAAGCAACAACCUGAGAUUGAGAACUAUUUAUUAAGUCUUUUAGUGCUUGAUGAUAACUCUACUCGUUCAGAUGUUAGAGCUGCUGCUGGUGUCAAUCUUAAAAAUAGCAUAUUACGUCAACUGCAAGGAAAUGCUCUUCCUGAUAGACAAUUUAUAAAGGAGAAUGUCAUUAAAGGAUUAAUUUCCCCUGAUCAAAUGGUUAGAAAUAUCACUGGUAAUGUUAUAACCUCAUUAUUUUCAAUUUAUGGUUUACAAGGUUGGCCCCAAGCCUUACCUCAAUUAAUUGAAUUAGCAAAAGGAGAAUCAUCACCUCGAUUCAUUCCUGAAAUUGCAUCCAUGAGUGCUUUAAGUAAGAUCUGUGAAGAUAGUUAUUUAUCAUUAGAUAUUGAAUUUAAUGGUGAAAGACCGCUUAAUUAUAUGAUUCAAAAUUUCUUAACUUUAAUGAUUCAUCCUCAUAGUGGACAAAUUAGAGCAUUAGCUAUUCAAUGUAUUACACAAUUCAUUUCCUUGAAAUCACAAUCAUUUUUAAUUCAUUUAGAUGUAUUUUUAUCCAAUUUAUUUCAAUUAGCAUCUGAUUCCAAUGAAAAAGUUCGUAAGAAUAUAUGUGCUGCAUUUUCUCAUGUUUUAGAAACAAGACCAGAUAAAUUGAUGCCUCAUUUAGAUGGUAUUAUAGAUUAUUGUUUACAUUUGAUGAAAGAUAAAGAUGAAGAUGUGGCAUUAGAAGCUUGUGAGUUUUUAUUAGUCUUAUCAGCUUCAUCUGAAAUUGAAAAUAAUAGAUCUGGUUUUGCUCCAAAAUUAAAAUUAAUAGUACCUGUUGUAUUGGAAAAAAUGGUUUAUUCAGAAGAAGAAAUCUUUUAUAUUAAACUUCAAGAUGAAAAAGAUAAUGCUGAAAUAGCUGAUAAAGAUGAAGAUAUCAAACCACAAAAUGCCAAAUCUAAAGAAAUUCAAUCAUCAAAUGGUACCAAAAAGAAACAACAAGCUCAUGAUUCAGAUGAUUCAGAUGAUGAUGACGAUGACGACGAGGAUGAUGACGACGAGUUAAUGCAAUGGAGUUUAAGAAAAUGUUCAGCAUCAACUCUUGAAGUGUUGUCAAGUAAUUUACCUGCUGAAGUUUUGGACAUCAGUUUACCUAUUUUACAAGAAAAUAUAGUUUCUAAUGAAUGGCAAAUAAGAGAAGCUGCCAUUCUUGCAUUUGGAGCCAUGAGUCUGAGUUGUAUGGAAUUAUCAAGAGACAAACUUCCAUCAUUAGUUCCUUUCUUAGUUGACAGAUUACAAGAUGAUGAAGCUAGAGUAAGGCAAAUUACUUGUUGGACUUUAUCUACUUACUCAACCUGGAUUGCGGAUGAAGCUCAUGCUGGAGGUGAUUACGCCAAUUAUUAUCAACCUACUUUCCAAUCAAUCGUGACUUGUUCAUUAGAUAGAAAGAAAGUAGUCCAAGAAGCUGCUUGUUCAGCCUUAUCAUCAUUUAUAGAACAAUCUGAUAUUUCCUUGAUUCAAUUUUACAUCGGUCCAUUAUUAGAACAUUUUGGUAAAUGUUUCCAAACCUAUCAACGUAAGAAUUUAACUAUCUUAUAUGAUUGUGUUCAAACCUUGGUUGAAAAAGCAGGGUAUGAAAAUUUAUCAUCAGAUCCUGAAUUAAUUAAUAAAUUAUUACCCCCAUUAUUAGAAAAAUGGCAUAGUUUAACUGAUGAAGAUAAUGAUUUAUGGCCAUUAUUAGAGUGUAUGGCAGCAGUAGCAGCCACCUUACGAGAAUUAUUUGCUCCUUAUGCGGUUCCAGUAUAUGAAAGAGCUAUUAAUAUUCUUUCAAAUUGUAUUCAAAUUGAAAUGCAAACUCAAACUGAUCCAUCUAUAGAUGUUCCGGAAAAGAAUUUUGUCGUUACAUCAUUAGAUUUAAUCGAUGGAUUAAUUCAAGGGUUUGGAAGUCAUUCCGUUGAUUUAAUUCAACAAAAUCGAGCAAAUUUAAUGGAAUUAUUAUUACUUUGUUUUGAAGAUAAAUAUACUGAUGUUAGACAAUCUGCAUAUGCAUUAUUAGGUGAUAUUGGAAUCUAUGCUGUUGAUAUUGCCAAACCUCAUUUAUCAUCCAUAUUCAUAAGUAUUGGUAAUGAAGUUAAUAAUAGAUCAUAUAGUACCAUUGCUGUCUAUCAUAAUGCUAUAUGGGCAUUAGGUGAAUUUGUAUUAAGAUUGAAUUAUAAUGAAAUGAAAGAUUAUUUACCUAAUUUAGUUGAUUUAAUUAUUCCAGUUUUACUAGGAUCUGAUAUGCAACAAGCUGUAUUAGAAACUGCUGCUGUUUGUCUUGGUAGAAUGGGUAUAAAUGGAGGAGCACAAGUUCUUGCACCAAGAUUAUCAGAAUUCAUUGCUGAAUGGUGUUCUCAUAUGAUUUAUUUUUCAGAAAAUGAAGAAAAAUCAACUAGUUUCCAAGGUAUGUUAAAUAUUAUCAAUGCUAAUCCAGAUCAAGGGUUUGGAGGAUUAUCAACUAAACAAGGUAAAAAGAAUUUAUCAUUAUUUAUAACUUGUAUUGGGAAUUAUAUGGAGCCACCUGAAGAAUUACAAAAUACAUUUCAUCAAUUCUUAGCUAGUUAUAAAUCAUUAAUUGGAGCUGAAAUAUGGCAAUCACAAGUUUUAUCAUCGAUUGAUCAAGAAACUUUACAACAAUUGUCUCAUUAUGGAAUAUAG
Scheffersomyces coipomensis is the source of this 2787-nucleotide messenger RNA. RefSeq lists its product as uncharacterized. Gene Ontology annotation, molecular function: nuclear import signal receptor activity; small GTPase binding. Gene Ontology annotation, biological process: protein import into nucleus. The record is from RefSeq and is a predicted model, not a curated record. Lineage: Eukaryota; Fungi; Ascomycota; Pichiomycetes; Serinales; Debaryomycetaceae. Gene Ontology annotation, cellular component: nucleus; cytoplasm. The transcript has a single exon. Bases 1 to 2787 code for a protein of 928 amino acids.